Molecule: messenger RNA, 3073 nt
Organism: Nerophis lumbriciformis (worm pipefish)
Lineage: Eukaryota; Metazoa; Chordata; Actinopteri; Syngnathiformes; Syngnathidae
Gene: irf10
Product: interferon regulatory factor 10
Biological process (GO): immune system process; regulation of transcription by RNA polymerase II
Cellular component (GO): nucleus
Molecular function (GO): RNA polymerase II cis-regulatory region sequence-specific DNA binding; protein binding; DNA-binding transcription factor activity, RNA polymerase II-specific
Source: RefSeq, a predicted model, not a curated record
UGUCGCAAACGAGUCACAAAAAAAGAUGUUUGACUGACUCAGGAGUCGUUUGUUGUGUUGAAGUCGGAAACAUGUCGAAGUGAAACCCGGGGAUCUUGCGAAGGGAAAGCGAAAGUAAGGCGCAACGCAACGCAACGCGUGUAACUUUCGCUUUCGCUCUCGUCGGACGUGAAGUGAAGUGAACGUUCUUUCCAAACGUCCAUGUUGGUGCAGGUGAGAUGAAGAUGGACGAAGGCUCCAGGCUGCACCUGAAGGAGUGGCUGCUGGCGCAGGUGGACUCAGGUGCGUUCGAGGGUCUGUGUUGGCACGACUCCAGCAAGACCAUGUUCAGGAUCCCCUGGAAGCACGCAGCCAAGAAGGACUACAAGCAGACAGAAGACGCCGCUCUCUUCAAGGCCUGGGCUUUGCACAAAGGCAAACACAGGGAGGGACAGGAUCGGGCCAACCCCAGCGUGUGGAAGACUCGUCUGCGAUGUGCACUCAACAAGAGCACAGACUUCCAGGUGGUGCCAGAACUCUGCCAGCAUGACGUCUCGGAGCCUUAUAAGGUGUACCGCAUCCUGCAAGGCGCUGGACCAACUGGUCAGACCGAGUCUGCACAGACCAAAUACAACACCCGAGCUGAGGCAUCGCCACGGAGCCCUGCUUGUCCAGAAACCCAGAACAAUGAGAGAACAUCGGUGGAUCCAACAAAGCAAACAUCUGUCCUGGUUUUUUGUUUUUGUUUUCAAAAGCAAUCGUUUCAAGUCUGCAACGAAAGAGAAGGAGAAGGAGAAGAAAGAGAUGGUGAAGGAGGAGAAGAACCUGACGCGCCUACAAGGGACCACAUGUAUUGUGAGACGACUGGGAAAAAAGGUCCCCUUCGGCACUUUGAUCCUCUGACCUUCUGCAGCUCCAUCCACAGCAUAGCAAACUUCACCAUGCAGGUGACCUUCUUGUACCAGGGCCGCACGGUGCUGGUGAGCACCACCACCAGUCCGGACGGCUGCUUCAUCCUGCAGGGUCGGGGUCCGGUAGCAAGUGAGCGUAUUUACGGGCCCUGCACCGCACAGCAGCUUUCUUUUCCUCCCGCAAGCUCCUUACACAUGUCCGCGCUCACGCUGGAAGCCAUCAAUCGCCUCCUCUGCCACCUGGAGAGGGGUGUGCUCAUAUGGGUGGCCCCCGAUGGGGUGUUCAUCAAGCGCUUCUGCCAGGGCAGGGUGUACUGGAGCGGCCCCGCGGCCCCGCACACCGAUCGGCCCAACAAACUAGAACGAGAGAAGACCUUCAAAUUGCUUGACAACUCAACAUUUCUCAAUGAUCUUCAGCGCUGUUUGCAAGGAAAGGGAACACCGCCUCUUUACAGCAUAGAACUGUGCUUUGGAGAGGAGUACCCGGACCCGACCACCCCUAAAACCCAGAAGCUUGUCAUGGUCCAGGUGGUUCCCAUGUUUGCAGUGGAUCUUCUGGAGAGGUUCAGCUCGGACUAACCAAGAACAAGAUUGACAGUCCUGUCCUAGGUAAUGCUGAGAACAUUAAUCCUGUAAUAAUCCAGCAAAAUUAUUAUUAUUAUUAUUAUUAUUAUUAUUAUUAUUAUUAUUAUUAUUAGGGAUGUCCGAUAAUGGCUUUUUGCCGAUAUCCGAUAUUCCGAUAUUGUCCAACUCUUUAAUUACCGAUACCGAUAUCAACCGAUGCCGAUAUAUACAGUCGUGGAAUUAACACAUUAUUAUGCCUAAUUUGGACAACCAAGUAUAGUGAAGAUAAGGUCCUUUUUUUAAAUAUUAAUAAAAUAAAAUAAGACAAAUAAAUUAAAAACAUUGAAUAAAUAAAAAAAGAAAAUAAAACAAUAUAAAAACAGUUACAUAGAAACUAGUAAUUAAUGAAAAUGAGUCAAAUUAACUGUUAAAGGUUAGUACUAUUAGUGGACCAGCAGCACGCACAAUCAUGUGUGCUUACGGACUGUAUCCCUUGCAGACUGUAUUGAUAUAUAUUAGGGAUGUUCGAUAAUGGAUUUUUGCCGAUAUCUGAUAUUCCGAUAUUGUCCAACUCUUUAAUUACUGAUACCGAUAUCAACCGAUACUGAUAUAUGCAGUCGUGGAAUUAACACAUUAUUAUGCCUAAAUUGGACAACCAGGUAUGGUGAAGAUAAGGUCAUUUUUUAAAUGCUAAUAAAAUAAAAUAAGAUAAAUAAAUAAAUAAAAAAAUUGGAAUAAAAAAGAAAGUAAAACAAUAUAAAAACAGUUACAUAGAAACCAGUAAUUAAUGAAAAUGAGUAAAAUUAACUGUUAAAGGUUAGUACUAUUAGUGGACCAGCAGCACGCACAAUCAUGUGUGCUUACGGACUGUAUCCCUUGCAGACUGUAUUGAUAUAUAUUAGGGAUGUUCGAUAAAGGCUUCUUGCCGAUAUCCGAUAUUGUCCAACUCUUUAAUUACCGAUACCGAUAUCCACCGAUGCCGAUACAUACAGUCGUGGAAUUAACACAUUAUUAUGCCUAAUUUGGACAACCAGGUAUGGUGAAGAUAAGGUCCUUUUUUAAAUGUUAAUAAAAUAAAAUAAGAUAAAUAAAUUUAAAAAACAUUUUUGAAUAAAAAAGAAAGUAAAACAAUAUAAAAACAGUUACAUAGAAACUAGUAAUUCAUGAAAAUGUGUAAAAUUAACUGUUGGGGCACUAUUUGUAAGUGUAUCUUGUGUUUUUUAUGUUGAUUUAAUAAAUAAAAAAAACGAUACCGAUAAUAAAAAAAACGAUACCGACAAUUUCCGAUAUUACAUUUUAAAGCAUUUAUCGGCCGAUAAUAUCAGCAGGCCGAUAUUAUCGGACAUCUCUAAUUGUUAUUAUUAUUUCCUCCUUUACCUGCCACGGAAAACAGCAAAGAGCAGAAUUGGGUUAGGGAAAAUAAUUGUGAAUGUUUUUUUUACGAGAAAUGCAUCAUUUUUCAGUAGACUGGAGCCCCCAAAGUCAUGUCGUCAUGCUGUCUAAAUAAAAUCUGGUGAAAUAUUUGGAGUUUCAUUUUCCUUGUCACGGUGGAACACAUUCAAAACCUUGCAGACAAUGGCCAACGGAAUGAGAAAUUGACCUACAAACCCCCAAAACCA